GGGGACCCACAAAUGUCGUGAGUAAAUUUCAACAAAGAGAACGCCGCACAGGGAAAUAUAAUUUUCCUCGUGAGUUAAUUUCCGUUUCCCCAUUAAUAUGUUGUGUGAGCUAAUUUAAUCUCACAGUUUUUCACUCGUGGGGAACUUUUUUCCUCUCCGGUGAGAGUGCUCUUACAAACACAAACAAGUUGCAAAUUCCAACCCAAACUUUGCACUUGUUGGCAUUUAAGACCGAAAUGGACCAUCUUUUUAUGACCUCUACUUCAACUUCUAGUACUAUCUUCUUACAUACUUACAAAGUUACAAUCUUAGAGAGAUAAAAAGGGGUUGAAGAAAGCUAAAACAGUGGCCAUGAUGAAAAGUGAGAAGGAGCAGCCCAAGGCAGUGGUGGUAGGAGGAAGCAUAGCUGGAGUAUCGUGUGCUCACGCGCUCAUAUCCGCGGGUUGGCAAGUUGUGGUGCUCGACAAAUCAGCUGGACCAACAACCGGCAGCCCAACUGGUGCUGGGCUGGGCCUGGACCCUUUGGCCUGCAACAUCAUCAGCUCUUGGCUCGGUGAUUCCGUACCUCUUUACAAGGCUACCAUGCCUCUUACCAUUGACCAGAAUCAAGUAACAGGCAUAGACAAGAAGACUAGCCGGACUUUAACAAGAGAUGAGGAAUUCAACUUCAGAGCAGCUCACUGGGCUGAUCUUCAUGGCCUUUUACUUGAUUCAUUGCCUUCAGAAAUAUUCUUAUGGGGUCAUCAGUUUCUGUCAUUCUGCAUUUCUGAUGACAAGAAUUCAGUCACUUUGAAGGUUAAAGUACUUAAAACUAGCGAAAUCAUACAAGUCGUUGGUGAUCUUCUUAUUGCUGCAGAUGGGUGUCUUUCUUCGAUUCGAAAAACAUUUCUUCCCAACCAUAGUCUAAGGUAUGCAGGAUACUGUGCAUGGAGAGGGGUGCUUGAUUUUUCAGAGAAUGAAGAUUCCGAGGUUAUAAGAGGGAUACGAAGGGUGUACCCAGAUCUCGGAAAAUGCUUAUACUUUGAUCUUGGACCGCAAACUCAUUGUGUGUUUUACCAACUUCUAAACAAAAAGAUGAAUUGGAUUUGGUACAUUAAUCAGCCAGAGCCAGAUAAGAAGGGAAAUUCAGUAACCUUAAAAGUGAGCAAAGACACAAUCAAGAAGAUGCACGAAGAUGCAGAAAAGAUAUGGGUUCCUGAACUGGCAGGACUCAUCAAAGCUACAGAGGAGCCUUUUGUGAAUUUGAUUUACGACUCUGACCCCCUUGACCAGAUCUUCUGGGACAAUGUAGUACUGGUUGGAGAUGCAGCUCAUCCUUCAACUCCUCAUUGCUUGAGAAGCACAAACAUGUCUCUUAUUGAUGCAGCAGUCUUAGGCAAAUGUCUCGAGAAAUGGGGUUCGGAAUAUCUACAGUCUGCUCUUACAGAAUACCAGUCAGCUCGAUUGCCUGUUGUUGCUAAUCAGGUACUCCAUUCUCGGCAUGUUGGUAGGAUUAAACAAGGUCUCAGUCUUCCUGAUCGCCACCCUUUUGAUCCGAAUACUGCUACUUCUGAGAAUUGCUUUGAGAUUCAACAGAAGAAUGUACCUUUCUUUAGCAUUCCUGACAUAUAAAAUGCUAAAAAUAACAACUGAAAAUUGGUGACC
Molecule: messenger RNA, 1644 nt
Organism: Spinacia oleracea (spinach)
Lineage: Eukaryota; Viridiplantae; Streptophyta; Magnoliopsida; Caryophyllales; Amaranthaceae
Exons: 4
Coding region: 352-1611 (419 amino acids)
Source: RefSeq, a predicted model, not a curated record